This is a messenger RNA of Microbotryum saponariae, 1653 nucleotides long. The record is from the annotation of a GenBank genome assembly. Lineage: Eukaryota; Fungi; Basidiomycota; Microbotryomycetes; Microbotryales; Microbotryaceae.
AUGGGAACCACCUUGGAGUUUUCCCUUCCUCCGAUCUCGGCGCUCGCCUUCGUCCCCUUCAUUUACCUCCAAGCCGUACUCCUCCAACCUUCCAUCCCAAACCGUAUCUCACGCAUCUUACGGAUUCUCCUAUGCAUCCCCGCCAUCUACCUCGCCGCUGUCGGUCCGUUCAGACAUCGGAUCGAACCGGUGAGGUAUGCGAUUGGCGCCAACUUUCGCGCGAGCAUUUUUCAUCCCGCCUUCAUCCUCAAGGCGUUGGAGUGAGUCAGUCGCGUUUCCCCCCCUUUGAUAUCGUAUGGAUGCUGAUAGUCUGCGCAUCCGCGACGCAUCAGAUGGGGCUUUGCUCGGGAUCGCUCGACAUUCGCCUGGGUCGGCUUUGAGAACGAGGAGGACUCGGCCUCGGGCCCCGACGCGUCGGACUCGCACCCCGAGGAUGAGAAGGCCCCACCGAAACGCAGGCAGAUACAGAACGGAGCCAAGUCGUCCGCCCUAGCUGGAUCCAAAUCGAUACCAACACUCAACAUUCGAGGGCAAAGAAAGUUGUCGGAGCAGCUUCCGACCCCUCCCGACUCGCCGACCAUUUCGGCAACAUCCGAUGUCGCCGAAGCGAGCCCCAUCGUCCCCCUCGACCUCGGCAUUUAUGGUCCCACCGCGGACUCCAAGUCAUCAUGGACUGGGGCUAAGACGCCAGUGAUCCAAGUCCUACGAGAUGCACUCCAUCUCUGCACGUCCAUGCGAGGCUAUGGCUACGCUUUUGCUCCCCCCAAGCGCUCAAUGGCGAGUCGACCGCCGACCCCACCACCGUCGGCCCACGGCCCCUUUGCCCGACGAGCCUUGUGGCGUCUGAUUCGCUCCCACAUCGUCUCAACGAUAUGCCAGAUCCUACUCAUCCACCGCGACGACGUGAUUCCCUACUGGCUCGGGACCUACCUCUCGAUCCCGAUCGCCCACGCCAAACCUAUAGCGCAUUUCUUGGCCUACCUCUCCGUCGGUUUCUCCCUCCACGCCCAAAUGCUCAUCGGCUUCGAAGGUUUCUCCCUCAUAUUCCUCGCACUGCAUUACCUACCCCGACCUUUCCAAGUCAAAUUCGAUUCAAGAGAAUGGGCGCCGUUGUUCGAUCGCCCGUUCGAAAUGAGUUCGGUCACCGAAUUCUGGGGUAAACAAUGGCAUGCGCUCUUUCGAAAACCGUUCACGAGCGUAGGGUACGAACCCGUCGUCGCGGUGGUCAAUACCGUCGCGGGGAAGAAGAUGGGUAAAAGUGUGGGAAGGACCCUGGGAGCGGUUUUGGUGUUUGGCCUUUCGGCUUGGAUGCACGAUUUCGGCCUUUGGUCGGCCAGGUACAGUUUGUCACCGUCUCCGAUUCGACAGUUGUCGUUCCUACAACGACACGGAGCGAAUUUGUUCUUCCUCCUUCAAGCGCUCUGCAUCAUCCUCGAACAGAUUUAUUCACGAACCACGAAGAGGAAAGUAGCAGGUCCGUGGGGUAGAGUUUGGAGUUUGUUCGUCAUCGUCGUUUUGGGAAGUCUUUUGGCGGGGAGGAGUUGGAUCGCUUUAGGUUUGGUCGACGGUUUACCGAGUUUGGACAGGUGGGGUUGGCAGAGGUGGCUGUUGCCGACGGUGUGUUUGGCGCCGCCACCUUUGUGGGUCAAGUGA